Messenger RNA from Drosophila nasuta, 1703 nucleotides. RefSeq names its product esterase-5B-like. The record is from RefSeq and is a predicted model, not a curated record. The coding region runs from base 21 to 1646 and encodes 541 amino acids. Lineage: Eukaryota; Metazoa; Arthropoda; Insecta; Diptera; Drosophilidae. The transcript has 2 exons.
UCUUUGAUAGUGGAUCGAUCAUGUGGCAUUGGUUGACAUUCUUGAGUUUCCUACAUUUUCUAAGCCUGGUUGCAGCUCAGACUGAUCCUCUUGUGGUGGAGCUACCCAAUGGGAGAAUACAAGGUCGUGAUAACGGAGGGUAUUACAGCUACGAGUCAAUACCCUAUGCGGAACCUCCUGUAGGGGAGUUGCGCUUCGAGGCACCUCGACCAUACAGUCAGCAAUGGAAGCACGUAUUUGAUGCCACUCAACCUCCAGAACUCUGCCUACAGUGGUCCAUUUUGGUAGAUGAGGAUAAUAAACUGAUGGGCAAAGAGGAUUGUCUGACUGUGAGUGUGUACAAGCCAAAGAAUGAAAAUCGGAAAACCUUCCCAGUGGUGGUUGUUAUUCAUGGUGGUGCAUUUAUGUUCGGCGGUGCGGCUGAAGUGGGUCAUGAGAUGAUCCUGGCCCAUGGCAAUGUGAUUGUGGUUAAAAUCAGUUAUCGGCUUGGCCCACUCGGAUUCUUGAGCACCGGUGAUGCCGACUUGCCAGGUAAUUUUGGGCUGAAGGAUCAGCGACUGGCGUUGAAUUGGAUAAAGGAUAACAUUGCACGAUUCGGCGGAGAGCCAGAGAAUAUAUUGUUAUUUGGCCAAUCUGCUGGCGGUGCUUCAGUACACUUGCAGCUCCUUCAGCCGAAUAUUAAGCAACUGGCAAAGGCUGCCAUCUCUAUUAGUGGAAAUGCUUUAGAUCCCUGGGCUUUACUACAAGGGUAUAAACAAAGAGCAUUUGAGUUGGCAAAAUUUAUGGGUUGCGAGGAUAUUAACAGUUCCAACGAAAUAAAGAAAUGCUUGAAAUCGAAGGAACCCAAGGACAUUGUGUCUUCAGUUCGUAAUUUUCUCGUCAUUGGUUAUGUUCCGUUCGCCAUAUUUGGUCCAGUGGUGGAACCCGAAGAUGCGAUAGAUUCCUUUUUGACCCAACAUCCUGAGGAUAUUAUGAAGAAUUCCAACUUCGCGGAAAUUCCUUGGUUAAUAAGCUAUACAACAGAGGAUGGAGGAUUCAAUGCUGCUAUGUUACUGGAGAAACAACCCAAUGGGAAGGAGCUUAUAGAAGAGCUAAAUAAUCGAUGGAAGGAGCUGGCACCAGAUUUUCUUUUUUAUCGCCAGUCGAUGAACAGCGUUGAUGAAAUUGACAGUUAUAGUAAUAAUCUCAAAGAAAGAUAUUUGGGAAAUCGUAGCUUUAACCUAGAUACCUAUGGUGAUGUUGAGCGUAUCUUCACCGACAUUUUAUUCAAGAACAGUGUGGUGAAAUUAAUGGAUUUAUACAAAAAACAUGGAAAGAGUCCUUUUUAUGCAUACAUCUACGACUUUCCCUCGAAGAAAGGUCUAGCCCACUGGCUUUCUAGAAGGAAUGAUAUUAAUUUUGGAACUGUUCACUGCGACGAUUUCAUCCUGAUGUUUGGCCUACAACCAAACUCCUCGUUAACUUCUGAUGAGAGAACUGUAUCACAAUAUUUUAUACAAAUGAUUGAAGGAUUCGCACAGAGUUCAACUGGUGUCUUAAACUACGCAAACUGCAAGUUUAGGAACAAUCUGGAUCAUAAACAAAUUCAACUGCUUUCGAUAACACGUAGCGGCUGCGAGAAUCUUGAGAUCGACGUACUUCCUUGAAUUAUAGAAGGUGGUAAUAAUUUCACUAAAAUUCAUUAAAUUGUUCAUUUACAAUAA